UAAUUUAUUUCUUUUUGAUUUUUGGAUCUGGUAGUAAUUUUACUUACUGUUAAUUGCGAGAACUUGGAGAAAACACGAAGAAUUGUUGUAGAAUAUGCCUUUUGUUUGUUAUUGAUUGGUUUAUUUAGAUAGAAUCGUUAAGUCAUUAUACUGCAAUGAAUUUUCGGUUCGUCGUAACAAUGUCAAAGCUUUUGGUGUGUUUUUACAUGCUCAUUGUUGCCCGUUUCUUGGUUUUGAUAGGGAUAGUGUUUUGUUUAUUGUUUUAAUCAUUGUGGGCGGAUGAUGUUUCUGAUAUGACGGGCGAGAGCGGGUCCUAUGGUGGGUUGAGGAUGAGGGUUAGCAAGUGUAUUAUGGUGGGUGGAUGAUGUCUCUGAUGAGACGAGUGAGCGAGUGCUACGGUGGGGUAAGGAUGGGGGUUAGCAAGUGUAAUGUGGUGGGUUUGCAUGACACAGUCACUUUAAGAAUGUGAGCUGUGUUGCGUGAAAAUAGGAAAGUGCGAAAAUGAGGAAAUAGAAUUUCUCAAAAUUAGGGAAAUGCGGAAACUUCAACAAGAUGCCAACCGUUAGAGAAUGUGAGCAUGAGUACUACCCUUCAAUUAAGGGGCUUCUACAGCCACAUAUGUAGAUGAUAAGAGUGUUAUGUUGGUAUUCAUAACUAAUUAACUUAUAAGUUACUUUGGUAUUAUAUUAUGCCAAGAUACUUUAGGCUUAAAGUGACUAAUAAUAUGGUAAAAUAGUUGAUUAGCAAUCUUUUUGAUAGGCCAUAGUUUUUUUUUUUUUUUUUUUUUUUCCGAACCUUGCAUGUAAAACUAUGUUGUUAGUGCUAUUAUGUUUGAUGGAGCAUCAGCUGUUGAUUUUAGCUAGUUGUGUUUCCCCUCUCAGCAUAAGAUAAAUUAUAAAAAGUAGUUAGAAGCCUAGAACUGAAACUAGAUUAGCUGGAUUCAGCAUCGAAUAUCUGCAGCGUUGAACUUUCGAUAUCAUUGGAUGUCUUUUCAGUUACCGUUUGUCAUAUGGAAGUUAUGAUAGUGGAAAGGGAGUUCUUUUUCAUGAACUACAAUUUUUAUUUUGCAGUACGAAUCUCUGCCAGUGCCAGUGGAUUGUUUGUCCAGCUUAGUUGCCUUAUACUGCCAAAUUCAUUUACGCAGCCUGUAGUCACCAUGUAGUGCUAGCGCAGACUAAUCAAAGACCAAUAUAUCAGUUCUUUUUACAAAUUUUGGUUACUGAGCAAUAAGCUCACUAAAUUACUGCAUAGGCUUGGAAUAUAAAGGGACGCCUGAAGUGUUUGCUUUUUGCUUGCCGUCCUCUAAGAGAGAGUUUUCUUGGAUUCUGGUUUAUGAUUUGUGAAAGGUUAGCUUAUACUUUUGUCUCAAAUAUCAGAGACUUACUAGCACAGAGAUCUAGCAGUUUGGUGAUGGACUUUUAUGUUUUGUGAUUGUCUUCUCUUUCCCCAAAUAAAGCAUCCUUUGAACAAGGUAUUUCCCCCCUAUUACAAGCUGUUAAUAGUCAAUAUACUAUGAGGAGUGAAGUUUCCCUUUCUUACUAGCUCAAAGUUGCCUUAUAUUGCACCAGGAUGUUAUAUAGGCUUUCAAGAUUUGACUACGUAAGAUAUUCUCUUCAAGCUAAUGUUUUAUCAUCCACUUGUUAAUUAGCUCAUUCCUUUUUGUCCGAAUAUGAGCAAGUACCUACAUAGAGGAAGUUAAUUAGAUUGUCAAAUGCUUGAGAACGUAAAAUUUCAAUUAUCUACUUUGAUUAUCCCGUGGUAAUUUCAGUAAUCAGUAUCUAUAUUUCUUAUUAUCUAAUUUGGUGAUGAUAGUGUAUAGUUUUUCUAAUAGAGGAACACUUAUAUUGCAAUUCUUUGUUCCUUCACUAAAGCCAUCUGUGAGAAAUUAAGGCAUAGUUUCUCUUGGAGGAUAGCUUGUUGAAGAGGACCAGUUUGUGCAAAAGUAUUAGCUUGGUAACUUUAUUUUCUUGAUUACAUUCUGGUUCCGCAUGCUAGAAUCUCUUCAUCUCUCACGAGCAUAUUAGAAGUUUAUAGUUGUGAUGCCUUCUUCUUUUUUUUUUGGAUCCCUUUAUUCCUGAUCAUCUUUGCUUAUCAGAGAUUAAGUGUUAUUCUGGAACAAUAAUCAUUUUGGUAUGUUUAAGUGCACUGCUGGGAUGUUCAGACUUCAGAUAUGUGUAUUUUAGCUGAUGAAGGGCAUAUAUUGGUUAAGAGAGCUUGAUUAUGAAUGGGCAUUAUGGAUGGAGUAGUAUUUUUUUUUUGGUUUAUUUUGCUGUGCUAUGAUUGUCACAAGAUAGGAUUCUUUGUUUUAGUUUCCAUUAGUAUAUUCAUACUUUGUCUGUGUACUAUUGUAAGGGUGAUAGAUACUUGUUAUGAUAAAGAAUCUGGGAUGAAAGUAUACACCGAUAAUAACAACCUUCCCAAAGUACACUGCUUCCCACCUUGCUAGUUGAUAUUGUUGGAGAUCUGAUCUUUAAAUACACACAGAAAACAGAAGCUGAAAUACUAAAUUUUGGAUGAGUAUGGAGCUGAAAAGUUCAUCCCUAAAACCUAGUGGUCUUUCGUCCCUUGAUUGUGUCAGUGAUCCAGACGAGAAGGAAAUUAGUGAUGAUGAUGAUGAUGAUCGCAACCAUAAGCAUCGUAGACGGGAGACUAGGUCUCAGUCCUCGGAGAGAGAUCCGUCAGAACAAGCUUUGACACAACCGUACAGAAAGCGUAACAGGACAUUUGAAAAUGGGCAGAGUGAUCCCCAAUCUCACUAUAAUCUAGGCAGGGACUUCAUGAAGUUUGAGAAGAGGCGGCCACCUGGAGUAAAUUUCUCUCGGUUUCCUGGAGAGCAUGGAUCUGGCAGAGGAAGAGGUAGAGAUUUCCAACGUGAUUUACGGUUUGGCUCUGUUGAUGUUGCUUCCCAAAUGGCUCAUCCAGGUCCUAUACAACCGGGUAUGUUUACAGGAAGAGGGUUGCCUAAUGUUCCAAAUGCACAAAGUUCGCCUUGGAGUGGUUUUGGACUACUUCCUGCAAUUCCAAAUGGUGCGAUAGAGGCGAUUAAUCCGCUUGGGAUGCCAGGAAUCCUCAGACCGCAGCUGAAUCCUUCUCUGAACAUUGGUAUCCAUCGUCAACGCUGUAGGGACUUCGAAGAGCGUGGAUUUUGUUUGAGAGGUGAUAUGUGCCCAAUGGAGCAUGGUGUCAAUCGAAUUGUUGUUGAAGAUGUGCAGAGCUUAUCACAGUUCAACCUUCCGGUAUCAAUCUCAAGUGCACAUGUGCUGGGUACAUCUGGUGGAAGUGGGUUCAUGCCACCAGUUGGUGUCUCUUCAGGUACAUUGAUGAAUAGCCGAGGUUCACAAAGUAGAACAAGCAAAUCUGCUGUUGAUGACGAUAGCUUGGCUGUUGCUUCUAAUGCUAGUGGAGCUGAUGUGUACGACCCUGAUCAGCCAUUGUGGAAUAAUGAUGGCAAUGAAACAUCAACUUCAUUGCUUGCAUUGCAACCACCUCACUUCGCUGAAUCUGAACCCUUUAUAGAUGCUGACCUUUCUGAUCGUCUAAUCCGUAGUAGUGGGGCAGCAAUUGGUUCACAAAGCACAAGUUCAUCUGUGUGGGGGCGACUUAAAAACUCAAAGAAUAAGCUGGAAGUGAAAGAGAAAAGUGACUCUAAAUCACUUUUGUCAGAGUUUCCUGAAAAUAAUUCAAAAGAGAUUCGUGAGGUAUCAAGUGGCACACAAGGAACUUCUAUUCUUGGAAAGCAAAGCAACGGAGGACCAUUUGGCACGAAAGUGACAGGUUCAACUUCUAAACUGCAAAAUGAUGCAGGUGCUUAUGUUAGGAAACCAUCACAAAAGGCCCAACGCACUUUAUUUGUCAAUUGCAUUCCACUGAAAGACAACAAGAAAGAAAACCUUCUCUCUCAUUUUAAAAAAUUUGGAGAAGUGAUUGAUAUAUACAUCCCAGCAAAUAGUGAACGAGCUUUUGUGCAGUUCUCCAAAAGAGAAGAGGCAGAGAGAGCCCUGAAGGCACCUGAUGCUGUAAUGGGCAGCCGUUUCAUUAAGUUAUGGUGGGCAAAUAGAGAUAGCAUAGCUGAAGAGGGCGGCACAAACAGCGGUAACAAUGCGAUAAUGCACCAAGGCGUGCCAGCUGCUUCAGGUUCACCUCAUCUGGCUGUUGUGAAUAGAGGAAAUGUCCAACAUGCUGGUAAGAAGGUGGUUGUGCCUAAAUCUUCUGAUAGCUUUGUGGCAGUUGCCAAUGACUUUAAACCUUUUGCCGCAAAUAGUCCCAAGGGGACACCACCAGCACAGAAAAAUAUGGAAAAUUUGGAACAUUUGAAAGAGGAGCUGCGUAAAAAGCAGGAGAUGCUGGAACAGAAGCGGAGUGAAUUUCGCCGUCAGUUGGAUAAACUUGCAAAACAGUCUCCAAAAGUCAAGGGUGAAGUAUCAGCUGAGCAAGUUGCGAAGAAGCAAAAAGUGGAGACAUCAACUGAUGUAGUGAAAGUUGCAGACUCAAAGUCCGCAAAGGCUGAUGUCUCUGGACCAAUAUCGCAGGCUGACGUGUUGUCAGACAAGAUGGUAAAUAGGGAGGAACUUGUAUUCCAGAAAUCCAGACCGUAUCCCGCUGGUAUGCUGCAGGAUCUUCCAAACUUGAAGCAGACAGUUCGUCCGAUGGCAAUCUCUGCAAUGCAUUCUCCUAUGAAUAGAUAUAAAUUGGAUAACCGGCCGACAACAUUUAGAAUUAAUGCACCUUUACCAUGCGGUUUGGCGAAUGCUGUUGCUUUAAGGGAUCACUUUUCAUUAUUUGGUGCUGUAUCUAAUGUGGACGUAGAAGAUGCUGGUGAUGAAGAGAUUCCAAAGGGCCAAAAUACUUCUGAGGCAAUGAAGAACUGUUCUGCUCGUGUAAGCUUUGCAACUCGUCCUUCAGCUGAAAGGGCUUUCCUGAAUGGUAAAUCUUGGAAUGGAUUUGCUUUACAAUUUUCAUGGGUAAAUUCAAUUAUUCCUAGUUCUAGCCGAAGUAGUGGAGAAAGUUCUUCUGCUCUCAAAGCGACCCGAAAUGCUGAAGUUCAGUCUGAGGAUAAAACAGAACAUCAUAAUUCUCAGUCCAUAUCAAGCCACAAAGAAUGUCAUUCUUCUCCUAGUAAGUCAUCACAUGAACUUUCUGGUGAAAGCUCCAGAUAUGAUGACAAAGCACAUUCUCCAGCAGCUGCUGCUAUUGAAAGGAGUUCCAUUUUUGAAGCACAAUCUCCAGAUAAAUCUGCAAGCUAUAUACCCUUAGAAACAGAUGAGCAAGAAAAUAGAGAUUCUGAAGUGCAAGACGAAGAAGAUAGCGUAAUUGAUGAUAUGAAGGCGGAUGAAGAGUUGAGAGCCGAAGAGAGAGUUGCUUAAAGGCAAAACAUGUUUCGUCAAAAUUUUUGGGACUUUGUACAGCCAGGUAAACUGUAAAAUCUAUUGAAUUUUCGUUUAUAAAAUGGGACAACCUUUGGCUUAAGAAACAAUGUAGAUGGGGGUUCUUCAGAUUCUUAGUGUUAUUUAGUGGACAGGUCAAAUAUUCUAAUUUUGAUUUCUCCACUUGAGGAUUGGUUAAUUGAGCUCAGUCCUCUUUUUUUCAUCUGUACUUCUAUAGCAUUUCAAAUAUAUAAUGUUUCAUAAACAGUUGAUAUAUUAAGGUGUUCUUUCUUAGGAAUA
Beta vulgaris subsp. vulgaris (sugar beet) is the source of this 5663-nucleotide messenger RNA. RefSeq names its product zinc finger CCCH domain-containing protein 41. The transcript has 5 exons. The coding region runs from base 2514 to 5363 and encodes 949 amino acids. Gene Ontology annotation, molecular function: RNA binding; metal ion binding. Lineage: Eukaryota; Viridiplantae; Streptophyta; Magnoliopsida; Caryophyllales; Amaranthaceae. The record is from RefSeq and is a predicted model, not a curated record. Gene Ontology annotation, cellular component: nucleus.